AUGAUCAUUACAACAUGGAUUGUGUACAUUCUCGCCCGGAAGGGUUCAGGGUUACCCUUCCCACCAAACACCAGCUCGGACAUUGAAGUUGUGGAAAGCGAGGCAGUGUCUGUGGUACAGCACUGGUUGAAAAAGACAGAAGAAGAGGCUUCCCAGGACAUAAAGGAGAAGAUGUCCAAUAACAAAGGAUCCCCUCCCACCCAUGGCCAAGACAUCCAUGUGACCCGAGACGUGGUGAAGCAUCAAUCCUCAAAGUCUGAUGUGUUAGCAAACCAUAGUCAAGACAUCCUGGAGGAGAGAACAAGAAUCCAGUUCAUUAGAUGGAGCCAUACCCGUAUCUUCCAAGUGCCAAGCGAGGUGAGAGAGGAAGCUAUGCGGGAUCGGAUAGAGCAGGUGAGACGCAGCAUAUCCCACCUAACGGUUGACUCAGCCCAGGAUCCACAUAUCAGACCUCUCUUCUCCGACUGCUAA
Molecule: messenger RNA, 471 nt
Organism: Choloepus didactylus (southern two-toed sloth)
Lineage: Eukaryota; Metazoa; Chordata; Mammalia; Pilosa; Megalonychidae
Gene: SPATA19
Product: spermatogenesis associated 19
Exons: 6
Coding region: 1-471 (156 amino acids)
Source: RefSeq, a predicted model, not a curated record